AUUUUGUUUCUGUGAGGCGGGUCGCGGUGCUCGCGUGCGAUCCCCGUCGCCUCCAUCGACUCGCUCUGCGCUCGACUCGCUCACUGUACAGCAGAAAACUCGCUGCGCUCCGAACGGCUGCAACUUUUGCAGAGACUCCUCGCUCCACAGACAAUGUCGCACGAUAGCUGAAGUGAACCCGUCCGCCGCGGCUCGUCGCCCGAGCCUCCAGAUAAAGAAAAAAGGAAGAAAACAACAACAACAACAACAACAACAAAAAAGCCUCGCAGGCUGGCUGGGACACCGGAUCGCACAGCCGUCUCCUCCGUCGCUCCACUCUGCGCAUCGGAACCUGCGUUUGGAGGAGAAGAAGAAGAAGAGAAAAAACAACACGCCUGGAUAUGAAUGAUGAGCCUUUCCCUCACUAAUGAACUGGGCCGGUAAAUGCAGGAGACCGCGGCGACUCUCUCGUCACUGUUUCAAGAUGGCAGAUUUUCAUUGAGUUUUGAGCAGAAAUCUCGCUUUAUAUUUUUGCCAUGAAUAACAGGAACCCUUGCACCGAUGGCCCCUGUAUACGAAGGUAUGGCCUCGCAAGUGCAAGUGUUCUCCCCUCACACUCUCCAAUCAAGUGCCUUCUUUAGCGUGAAGAAACUGAAGGUGGAGCAGAGCUGUAACUGGGAUAUGACAGGGUACGGCACCCACAGCAAAGUCUACAGCCACAACAGCAGCAAGAACUUGUCGGCCGCCACCGGCCCCCUCGGCAUCAACAGCUCCCUGCAGGUCGCCAAAUCCGCACUGCCCUACGAGCAUCCGGCACUCAUCUUCCCGGCCAGCGUGGGCCACAUUGUGGUCGCCUCAGCCAGCAGCACUUCGGGGGCCGCGCGGUCUCUGCUGGGCAGCGGGGGUGGAGGCAGCAGCAGCAGCAGCAGCGGUGGUGGAGGCGGCGCCGGGGUCGGCGGGGUGCUCGGUGUUCACAACCUGACGCGCCGCAGCACGGUCAGUCUCCUCGACACCUACCAGCGAUGCGGGCUGAAGCGCAAAAGUGAGGAGCUUGACAACAACAGCAGCGUGCAGAUCAUCGAGGAGCACGGCCCGGCGAUGAUCCAGAACGGUGCAGCCGGCGGGGUGGCGGUGGCCACCGUGGCCACCGCCACCUCCACCGCGACGUCUAAGAACAGCGGCUCCAACAGUGAGGGCGACUACCAGCUGGUGCAGCACGAGGUGCUCUGCUCCAUGACCAACACCUACGAAGUGCUGGAGUUCCUGGGACGGGGGACCUUUGGUCAGGUGGUCAAGUGCUGGAAGAGGGGCACCAACGAGAUCGUGGCCAUCAAGAUCUUGAAGAACCACCCGUCGUACGCCCGGCAGGGUCAGAUCGAGGUCAGCAUCCUGGCCCGUCUCAGCACGGAGAGUGCAGAUGACUACAACUUUGUGAGGGCCUACGAGUGCUUCCAGCACAAGAACCACACGUGCCUGGUAUUUGAGAUGCUGGAGCAGAACCUGUACGACUUCCUCAAGCAGAACAAGUUCAGCCCCCUGCCGCUCAAAUACAUCAGACCCGUCCUGCAGCAGGUGGCAUCGGCGCUAAUGAAACUGAAGAGCCUGGGCCUGAUCCACGCUGACCUGAAGCCAGAGAACAUCAUGCUGGUGGACCCGUCCCGGCAGCCCUACAGGGUCAAGGUCAUCGACUUUGGCUCAGCCAGCCAUGUGUCAAAAGCAGUGUGCUCCACUUAUCUGCAGUCCAGAUACUACAGGGCACCAGAGAUCAUCCUGGGCCUGCCGUUCUGCGAGGCCAUAGACAUGUGGUCCCUGGGCUGUGUGAUAGCCGAGCUCUUCCUGGGAUGGCCCCUCUACCCCGGAGCCUCCGAGUACGAUCAGAUCCGGUACAUCUCACAGACACAAGGUCUGCCUGCAGAGUAUCUGUUGAGUGCGGGGACGAAAACCACCAGGUUCUUCAACAGGGACCCCGACUCCACCUACCCCCUCUGGAGACUUAAGACUCCGGAGGACCACGAGGGCGAAACGGGGAUCAAGUCCAAGGAGGCUCGCAAGUACAUCUUCAACUGCUUGGAUGAUAUGGCGCAGGUGAACAUGACGUCGGAGCUGGAGGGGAGCGACAUGCUGGCAGAGAAGGCCGACAGGAGGGAGUUCAUCGACUUGUUGACCAAGAUGCUGACCAUUGACGCCGACAAGAGGAUCACUCCUAUCGAAACGCUCAACCACCCCUUUGUUACCAUGUCACAUCUCCUCGAUUUCCCUCACAGCACACAAGUAAAGUCGUGCUUCCAAAACAUGGAGAUCUGUAAGCGUCGCGUCAACAUGUACGACGCGGUCAACCAGAGCAAGACGCCCUUUUAUCACCUCACGUGGCCCCCCAGCACCUCCACCAACCUCACCAUGACCUUCAACAACCAGCUGAACACUGUGCACAGCCAGGGUAAAGCCACCAACUUGGUUCCCUCCUCCACCAACAAUGCCACCCUUUCCUUUGCAAGUCCUGAUGUCUCCAUACUAAACUACCAAUCUGCACUCUACCAGCCCUCCGCCGCCGCCAUGGCGGCCGUGGCCCAGAGGAGCAUGCCCCUGCAGCCGGGGCCUCCUCAGCUCUGCGCCGCUCGGCCCGACCCCUUCCAGCAGGCACUCAUCGUCUGCCCGCCUGGCUUCCAAGGGCUGCAGGCGUCCCCUUCCAAGCACACCAGUUACUCGGUGCGGAUGGAGAACGCCGUUCCCAUAGUGACGCAAGCCCCCGGUGCCCAGCCACUGCAGAUUCAACCCGGCCUGCUUACACAGCAGGCCUGGCCCAGCGGCACCCAGCAGAUCCUGCUGCCUCCAGCCUGGCAGCAGCUCACGCACACCUCGGUCCAGCAUGCCACCGUCAUCCCGGACUCCAUGAGCAGCGCGCAGCCGCUCGCCAACUGGAGGAAUUCCCACCCGCACGGCACCCAUUACAAUCCCAUCAUGCAGCAGCCAGCCUUGUUGGCCGGCCACGUCACGCUCCCGUCCAACCAGACGCUCAGCGUGGGAGUGGCCCACGUUAUGAGGCAGGCCUCGACCAAUAACAACUCCACUUCCAAGAAGAACAAACAGCACCAGAUGUCCGCCAGGAACAUGUCGGCCUACGAGGUGUCGUCCUCCCAAACGGUGCUUUCCCCGCAGCGCUCCAAGCGGGUGAAGGAGAACACCCCCCCGCGCUGCGCCGUGCUGCAGAGCGGCUCGUCCUCCUUCAACUGCGCGCCCCUGCAGGGCUACGGGGGCGGAGGGUGGGGGCCGGGCGAAUCAGAACAGGCUUCCAGCACCACCCGCAACCACCAGCACCAACACCACCUGCCCAGACAGACCAUCGUCAUCCCCGACACGCCCAGCCCGGCGGUCAGCAUCAUCACCAUCAGCAGCGACACGGACGACGAAGAUGACCACAAACAGAACAAGAGUUCAUCUUCAAAGCAGCGGAAGAAUGUCAUCAGUUGCGUGACCGUCCACGAUUCACCCGACUCCCACUGUUCCAACAGCCCUUACACUUUGGAGUCCAGAGCCCCCAACAACAACAACAACAGCUACGACACAAAGACCAUCCUGGACAACUACAACAACGGGAACCUCCGCACCAUCAUCGUUCCUCCCCUCAAAACCCAGAGCAGCGAGGCCCCGAAUGAGUGCGAGCGGCUGAUGCCAGAACCGAUGACCCAUCAGAAUUCAGCCUACAAGUUCAAAUCCUCCAACGGGUUGGCGUCCGGCAAUAAUCACCUACACGGGGGCCUGACCGGGGGCGGGUCCUACCGCCAGCAGCGCUCUGGGCUACACGCCCUCCAGCAGCAGCCUCUCAAUCUCAGCCAGGCCCAGCAGCACAUGGCGAAUGAGCGAAACGGUCAUCGGCGCCAGCAGGCCUACAUCACCCCGACCAUCGCCACCCAGCCGCCGUACUCCUUCCAUCACAACAGCCCGUCUCACGCGGGCAACGUCCACCCGCACCUGGCGGCCACGCACCUGCCCGGCCAGCCCCACCUCUACACGUACACGGCACCUGCCGCCCUGGGCUCCACCGGCACCGUGGCCCACUUGGUGGCGUCACAGGGCUCGGCGCGCCACGCAGUCCAGCACGGGAGCUACCCGCCGAGCAUCGUCCACCAGGUCCCGGUCAGCAUGGGCCACCGCGUGCUGCCCUCGCCCACCUUGCACCACGGCCAGUACCAGGCCCAGUUUGCCCACCAGGCCUACAUCAGCGCUUCGCCCGCCUCCGCUGUCUACACUGGAUACCCUCUGAGCCCCACCAAGGUCAACCAGUACCCUUACCUCUAGAGAGGACGCUGACUGACACUGGAGAGCUGCUGCUGCUGCCCCCCGCCACCCCCCAAAAUCCUGAACAUCCUCUCCUCGACCUCAGACAUAAACAGAGACAGAGGAACAUGCAAUCCUCAUGAAACUGUCGCAAAUGGCUUGAAGAAAAGAAGAAGGAACAGCCUCUCUAGAAGGGAAAGAUGGGGUUGAAUUUCAGAGUGUUUUCUUUCAUUUUUUUUUUUCUCCUGAAAGAGCCAGUUGUUGUUUUUUGCAUUUAUUUGUCUAUUCUCCGCAUUGCUUUUUAAAUGAAAGUAAUGUGUCAUUAGUUUUACAGGGACGUUUGAAAACGGGCCCUUUGGGGACAGUGGAGGCUUUCUGGUGUUUUAUUUCCCCCCCCCCGUAUAUUUGGUAAGAGACUGUUGAACAGGGGUUACUGACUGGAAGUUUGGAAUCCCAAGACAUUCGGGAGAAGGUGAAAUACGGAAAACCUGCUGCUCUUCAAAGAAAAAAAAUAUAUAUAUUGAUGGCCUUGAACUGUCUUUAAUGUUUCCAAAAUCAUUCCCCGGUGUGGGGACAAAAGACAGGCAACUCCCAACCCGCUCCACCUUCUCCAGCCGAGGAGCUUUCUGGAAAUAUAACCAACAGAAGACAACAAACUUUUUAGUGUGCAUUUAUAGAUAUUCUGUUCCUUUAUGUUUCACCUUUAUAACGAUAUACUUGGGUUUUAGCUAGGCGUCUUAGAAUGUAGCAGUCUGCACAUGUUUGUUUGUUUUUCCUCCCCCUGAUACCAGUCGGUCUUAUUUGUUCCUCUUUUUUUUCAAUGUGAUUGCACAAAGUGGUUAUAAUAACAUAGGCAUGUACAACGUGAUUGUCUGUGUGUGCUACCGUCAGCCAUGCGUGCGUAGUCCACCUCCUUAAAAAAAAAAAAGAACUCUCUCCAGUCUUUAGGUUCUGACCAUUGUUCCCUCGUAGUGCCUUACAGACAUAACCACACAGUUUACUUGGCUUGGAUCCCGAAAAAGCCACCAGAGACUCUCAGCUGGACGGUGGAGACGCGUGUUUCUCUGGUUUUGACAUCCAAGUCGGGGCGGUUGUAGCUCACUUCCAGGUGCAGGCUCACGCCCUUAAUGACAGCGUAACGCGCACGGCGAAGAUUAAUGUCAGUCGAGAGCUGAGCUGAUAUCACGCUGAGCUAUUUUAUUAUGUGUGCAUGAGAUAACUUGCCCGGGGUACUUACCAAAGUCAUAGAUAAAUUCUCCUUACGUUUUGCUGUGGAUUUUAAUGUAAAUAAGAAGGUGUGCAGUGUAGCUGUAGCCGUGAACCUCUAUCACGGGUGGCACCCAAACAUUGUGGCUUUAGCUGGGAGGAAAUAUUUGAUUUUCUUUUUAUAAUCACUCAAGGGAAUGUUUUCACGUGGCGGGAAUGUUCUGAGACGCAGAAGAGGGCCUGACAGAAAGUAAGGGACGGCCAGGCUAAAGAAGAGAGGCGGGUAUCGAGGGUGGUUUUGAGAGGGUUACUGUGUGGGCGGGAGGGAAGGGGCUGUUUGUGGGGGGCGCAGGGGUCCGCGUUUGGAGGGGGCAGAGGGAAACCUAAUCUUGAAUGGGACUAAAAUGGUAGCAAGUUGGCACUGAGCAGGUUGAUAGUGACGCUGAGCCCGGUGGGAUGGUGGCAGCCGGAGGGGGGGGGGGCUUCACCUCACCUGAACGCACACUUAUAAUUCUGACAUGAAUCCUUUUUGGUUUUGACGUAGUGUCAUUCGUUUUACGCUGGAGGUUUUGGGUGAGCGGAAGGGGGAAUCCCCCAGCGUGCACCUGGAAGGGGGCGCCUCGAGGACGAUUCCUCGCCACUGUCCAUUUGUCUUUGAGCCAGGAGCGCCACGGACAUGGCCGCGCCAGCCGAACAGGACACCCCGAACACUUAGACACCGACCAAUAGCGGUGUCACUUUGCGCGUUUGCUGCUUGACUCAACAGACAUCUUUUUUGUUGUUGUUGUUUUUCUUGUAGCCAAUGAUACAAAUAAUCUCCUCCGUUCAUUUGUGCUCUUGAACACUCAGCAGUACUGCUGGUGUCGUAGUGAAAGCCUUCCCCUCCCCCUUUUAUGGUUUGCCAUAGUAUUUGCAUUUGAAGUGAUUUUUUAACUUAACAUUACCUUGAACUUUUUGAAAUGGCUGUAGUACCUAUUGUGUUUAUCUUUUAGAGAUUGUUGCAAUAAUUCUUGUGGAUGUGUCUUUUUUUAUGAUAUGUCGGGCUCUGCUUUGUAGCCUGGAGGUUGAUGUACAGUGAUGUUUAGUGUUCCGUGGAGGUGGGCGCACCCGUGUAAAGUGUUGCAACACGGCUGGUCUUGAUGACGACCCGAUCGGGCCCCUAUAGACACAUGCUUUGGUUUGAGGGGUCACUUCACGGGACCCCCCAGAGUGGUUUGUCAUCCCGGUACCCCCCCCACACACCCCGCCUCCAGCACGCAGACCCGAGGUAGAAGAUGUGAUUGCUUAGUAACCUGCUGGUUACAUCAAUCUUCUCUGUUUUGUUGUCUUCUUUUUUUAUUUAAUUUUCUGUAGGUCAUUGGGGCCUAAGCACACACACACACACACACACACACACACACACACACACACACACACAUAUAAGGGAGAUGAUUAUCCAUUGAAAUCUGUUGGCUCCUCUGUAAUGAGACAGACUACUGAAACAUUCCACUGUUUAAGGGAAUCUGGCGUCGCUGUCGGACAGCGUCGUCACAUUAGAUCUUUUCUUUUUUUCUCUCGCUUCUCCCACCAAAGAAUUCAACAGACCAAUCAUGUACAGCACAGCACAGGAAAGUGCGAGCAAACCACCGGAGCUUUUGCAAGGGCAGCAGAGGGGCAAAUAACUCCUGGUCUCAUCUUUAAACGCUUUACGAGUAACUUUGAGGACGCGUUGUUUUACCCCCCCAGAAGCAAAUGCAUGUUUCACGAAGGCGAUUCGACGUAUUUAUGGAACACAGCAGAGUAACGGAUUUGACUUUCACUGUCGUUACUCCUCACAGGUGUUUAGAUUGAAUGAUCAAUAACUAUCAAACUUCUCUCUAAAUUGAUAAGCCAGUUGUUGUUAUUUUAUUUUUGAUUUUAUUUUGUUGUUGUUGUUGAUGAUGUCGUUGCUUUAUCGGUGUUGUGUGAAAAUGACUUUGUAAACUAAAAAUGUUGUUUUACAUUAGCGUGCCAUGAAGUGAAAUGACCUGUCAAAAUGAAUUAAUCAAAAAUGCACCGACUAUACCUUUAAAACCACGGCCACCCGCACGAAAUGAAUGUAAUGCGUGACCUGCGACAUCUGAAAUGGCUUUAGAUCUUUCUCCGUGGGUGACCAUUCAUUUCAUUUUUACACCGUAAGUGGCCAUGCAUGACGCAAUAAUUAUAGAUCUGAUCUCCAGCAAAAUCCUAUGUAAGAGUAAGUCAUUAACACUAUGACCAUCCUCACGAUUAGGGGGUGUCAAAUAAUUGCUAUUUUCUCAAACUAAAUUAAUAGAGGCCCCGUAUACUCAAAGCUGUUGGAAAUGACUUAAUGUGUUAAUGUUACCUUUGUCUAUUAUUAUGUUUCACAUAACCAACGUUUUGUCUCCUAUAAAAAAAAAGGGGGAAUCAGAAAUGUGACGUAGAUCGAGUGACCUUACAAUUACCAAAAUGUGCUUAAGUAGAGUGUAAAAACGCUUUGUGUUGUCGAGGUGAGCGCGGCCUUCCCAGCUAUAGCCACCGUCUUCCAAAUGGCCGACCAGUCCGCCGACCUCACUCUCCCCGUGAAGCCUGGCACUUUCCUUUAAAUCUAUACUCAAACUUCCAACUUUGCUCAUGGUGAUUCGCCCCUUCGGAGCUUUGGGGACACCGGGAAACAUUCCUGAGACGAGCGCGUCGACGGCGCUGCAUUAGUCUUAGUCGGAUAAACUCCUGGAGAGAGAGAGAGAGAAAGAGAGAGAGAGAGAGAGAGAGAGAGAGAGAGAGAGCAGACCACCCGCAACAUCCACACAAGCUUCAGCGCAAACGUAAACCAUUUGGCAAACUCGUAGGCGCUUUAAGUGCAGGAAGAGGCGUCAGGUGGGUUAAUCAUGGGCUGACCUCUCUGUCACCAGGUGACUCAUAAUCCAGCCACGCGAGCGUUCUUAAAGCCCUUUCAGAUGAGAGUCUGUGUUCUUUUUUUUUUACCUUUUCAUUGGGGAGAUCUGCUCCUUUUGCUGGCUGUUCCUUUGGGGUAUUCAGGGUGAGGUGGUCACGGUUUGAUGCCAUCGCUGAUAGAGGGUGUCGGGUGAAUGAAUGAAAUUAAGAACCAAAACUGAUUGAAAUACGAUUGUUUUCCUGUUAUCUUAAUUUAUUCUAAUUUAUGUAAAAGCAGGCAUGGAUGUGGAUCCAUAUGUACCACUUUGUUGUCAGAUCUUUGGUCCAACUUUACAUAAAUGAAAAAUGUAGCUUUUUUUCCCCAUUUUACUUUCUGGAAGAUUUCUAGCCAAAGCUAGUUGUGUUUUUGUGGUGUCAACGAACGGAAUCUAGAAGUGGUAGACCAAAGCUACAUUCAAAGCCAAAUUGGCCUUUUUUUACAUUACAAAAAUAUUCAUCUAAAGCUAGACGUCACGUUAAAGUCAAAGUGAUUUUUUUGGUACAUUCUCAAACUUGCAUUGCUCCAUUUAAUCACAUCAAUACUCAUGCAAGUGAGUUAUCUGUUUAUUUUGCAUUUUCUAAAGACCUAAGAGUGCAUCAAACCCUGACCCCCUUUUCUGUUUCUUGCUGUAUGGUUUCUCAUCGGUGUAAAAUCUCAUUCUUUGUCGAUACAGCUAAUGUGUGCUGCAGUAUUUCCUACUAUACUUAUCUGUUAAUUGUCUCUUCUUAUUUACUUUUGUUUUUUGGGGUGUGAUGUCUCAUUUUUUCAAUCUUCUGAUCUGUAGCGUUCAAUGUAUACCCUGUUCCUUACCCUAAUAUUAUUAAGUAUGUUACGAGAAUGGAUAUUUUAUUGGCUUUAUAGAAUGUUUAAAUAAAUAUAAUGACAGUAAGAAGAAGGAUUAAUUAAACCUCCUAAGAAGUUGAGCUACUAAGCGCUUGUGUUACCAUUAUGAUGUUGUGUGCUUCUCUUAAUCAUUUUCGUUGUAGAAAAAUGGAGUGAAUUUAUAUUAGGCUUUGAAUAAACUAAUUAUAGCAUUGUAAAUUUUACAGGAGGAUUUUAACAAGCAAAUAGCUUCGUCAAAUAGAAGAAUAUAGUUAUUUGAAUUGUCCUCUUUACUAACUGUAGGGUGAGAAGGGGCUCGCGUUGUGGUGAACUAUGUUAUAGCUUGUUAUUCACUGUUACUUUUGAUCAUUUUUUCGGUCUCCGAGGUGAAUCGAGUUAUUAAUGAGAAUUUGUAUGCUCACAUAUGCAUAUUGUAUAUGUGCAGAAAUGUAUUCACACUUUGUCUUGGAUUUACAUUAAACUGUUAAGUCACGGCACCGAU
This is a messenger RNA of Gasterosteus aculeatus aculeatus (three-spined stickleback), 9698 nucleotides long. The record is from RefSeq and is a predicted model, not a curated record. Lineage: Eukaryota; Metazoa; Chordata; Actinopteri; Perciformes; Gasterosteidae.